AUGCAGUCCUCAACGUUGUUGUCUUCUUUUGCGCCGAAUCUCAGCGGACAGCUCCUCUCAAGGAUAAUAUCGUUUGCGAUCAAUAUGUAUUUAUUGCGAAAGAUUGAUGGUGAUUUAUUGGGUGUAGUUAACGUUAGUUUGACGUUAUUCUAUACGACGACGAUAUUUAUUGUGCGCGAACCAUUUCGGAAAGCGUUCCUUUCAACGGAUAUCCCAUUAUCAGUAGCUGUUAAUUAUAUCUGGCUCUCUUUCAGACCAUUACUAUGCCCUUUAGUUGCCCUUUCACUCUACUUGAUUGUGUGGAUGCCAUUUUCGACAAUACCACCGGUGGAAUUAGUACCAUCAUAUGGCUGGGCACUAUUUUGUUUUGGUCUGUCAGCAUGGUUCGAGUCUGUGGCUGAGCCGUUUGUUAUCGUAUCGUUAAGAUUUGCAAUGGAUUCUGAGUAUGCGGUCGUGCAAGGUUUACUGGUGGUGAUGCAGCGAGUUGUUGUCAUUUUGCUGAUAUUCUUCACGAAUGACUCGCAUAUUAAACAUCUCUCAAUACUGACCACGUUCACUAUCCAUUCUUUAUUCAAGCAGAUUUUAACCGAUGGGACUGGUUAUGUGCUGACAUUUACGGAUCGUUUCACGUUAUCAAACAAAGCCGUCUUCGAUGCUGUUGAUAAGUUGGGCAGUCUGGUGGCUCGCAUCGUUCUAGCACCCUUAGAGCAUUCCGCAUACCUGUUCUUUUCGGCGAAUUUAAGGCGUGACAUCGCUGUGGAUCAACAAGAACCGAGUGAAGUGAAAAAAGCAAUUGAUACACUCAGUGGGCUGAUGCACUUGACGACGGUUGUUGGUGUUAUCGUUUGUGUGUUUGCCAUUCCAUACUCACCGUUGGCAGUGACUAUCUAUGGAGGUUCCUUGCUGGCCAACAAUUCAGGAGCUUCAAUUUUGCGUUUGUAUUGUGUGUAUAUUGUGGUGAUUGCAAUCAACGGUAUAACAGAAUGUUUUGCGAUGGCAACAAUGAAUAGCAGUCAGAUAUUCGGAGGUACGUCAGGUAUAAUGCAUAGUGCCGCACAUCUGGCCACAGGUGGUGCAUUGUUUCUGUUCGUUUGUAAUCAUAUUUAUCAAACUGAUAUCGAACUAAUGAAAUUCAUCAAUCAACAAAUCAAUUCGGUUCAUCGAAACAUCGAAUGA
Messenger RNA from Anisakis simplex (herring worm), 1176 nucleotides. The record is from the annotation of a GenBank genome assembly. NCBI's taxonomy places the organism in Eukaryota, Metazoa, Nematoda, Chromadorea, Rhabditida, Anisakidae.